CAUUUGCGACACAGGACAAGGACUAUUUCAACAUGACAAUGGAUCUGUUGAUUCAACAGAAAGCACUGUGAUGUAAAAAGGCAUAAGACCGUUUUUAAGUUACAAGGAUCUAAAGAAAGGAAGAAAACGCAGAGCUACAGACAGAAAUAAGGAAGCAGUGAGAAUACAAAGCUCAGUCCUAUUCACUGCCACACACAAAAUCCCAGCACAGAUUUUAAGAUGAUGUUUUUGCUUGUGCUGAUAAUGCUGACAGCAUGUGCUGCAAGUCCUCAAGAUCUGUCAGGUAAAAUGUUCACCUUCCCACAAGAAACCAACAGAGCUCAUGUGAGGCUGAAUACAACAAUGCAGGAUUUCAGUGCUGUAACCGUCUGUCACAGGUCCUUUACAGACCUCCGUAGAAGCCAUGGCCUUUUCUCUUUGGCCACACCCUCUAGUAACAAUGAGUUCCUGAUUUUCUGGAGUGAAGCAAAUAAGGAAAUGCAGCCACAUAUCAAGGAGGGAAAGGUAGGAUAUGGAGGGUGGGACUACAAGCCAAACAUGUGGCACUCUAUUUGUACCACAUGGGACUCUGCUUCUGGACUGGUGCAGCUGUGGUUUGAUGGACAACCUUCGAUUAGGAAAUUCAUCACCUCUGGAUCAAACAUCAGAGGAUCGCUGAUAAUUAUUUUAGGACAGGAGCAGGAUUCCCAUGGCGGUGGGUUUGACAUUAAGCAGUCUUUCGUUGGCAUGAUGACUGAUGUCCAUAUGUGGGACUACAUCUUCUCCCCCUGUGAGAUCCACAACUAUGUGGAUGAACUAAACUUCACUCCAGGGAAUGUGCUCAACUGGAGGGCACUGGACUUCCAGAUUGUAGACAGGGUGCUAAUAGAGGAUAAAUUCAAGACAUGUCACUGAAAAUUUAAAACAAGACCAUCACAAACCUCAGAAAAUUAUUUCAUAUUUUCUAUGCUAUGUACAAUUCCUGUAGUACAAAUUACCCAUUCUAUAUUAAAUCACUGUUUAGUAAAGAAUAGGUUCUGAUUUUUUCAACUCUAUCUUAAUAAAAUAAUCCCAUGAAAGUUA
Lates calcarifer (barramundi perch) is the source of this 1062-nucleotide messenger RNA. RefSeq names its product C-reactive protein. The coding region runs from base 220 to 894 and encodes 224 amino acids. The transcript is spliced from 5 exons. The record is from RefSeq and is a predicted model, not a curated record. NCBI's taxonomy places the organism in Eukaryota, Metazoa, Chordata, Actinopteri, Centropomidae.